Messenger RNA from Schistosoma intercalatum, 1308 nucleotides. Lineage: Eukaryota; Metazoa; Platyhelminthes; Trematoda; Strigeidida; Schistosomatidae. The record is from the annotation of a GenBank genome assembly.
AUGCAAAUAAUGUGGUUGCAUUUAUUGGUGCUAUUAUUUUCAACCUUUGUGGUUAGUUACGAAGAUAAAUCGAAAAAUCUGCUGGUGCUUCUGGAGAAUUUUCAUAUUAAGGAGACUCAUUCCACUUUUUUAAAUAUGUUGACAAACAGGGGUUAUAACUUGACCACAAAACUUGCUGAUGAAUCAUCUAUUUCACUAAAAUACCUUGGGGAAUAUUUAUAUUCGGGCCUAAUUAUUCUAGCCCCAUCUGUUAGCGAGUUUGGGGGUGAAUUAAGCGUUAAGGAAAUAACCAAUUUCGUUGACGAUGGGGGAAACCUCGUUGUAGUUGCUGGCCCAAAUGUGGGUGAAUCUAUUCGGGAGUUGGGGAGUGAAUGCGGGGUGGAGUUUGACGAAAAAAACACUCUUGUUAUCGACCAUUUCAAUUUCGACAAAAAGGAUGAUGGUUUACACUCUUUAAUCACUGUGCCUGCAAAUAAUCUGGUCAAAAGCAAUGUGAUAACUGGGGGGAAAGUCGACGCACCAUUGUUAUAUCGUGGGAUAGGUAUUGCAGCUGAUCAAACUAACCCUUUGCUCAUUGAUGUCUUACACGGAUCGAAGACUUCUUACAGCUAUAACCCAGACGAAACCAUAGUAGAUUAUCCAAACACUGUUGGCACAAACACUCAGCUGAUCACAGCAUUACAGGCAAGAAAUAACGCUCGUGCCUUGUUCAUUGGUUCGUUGGAUUUCUUAUCGAAUUCGUUUUUUGAAUCUACCGUUGAGACUGAGUCUCAAAAGAGUGUGAUUUGUGGCAACCAAAUGCUUACUGAUAAUCUGUUGCGAUGGGUUUUGGGUGAGCGUGGUCAGCUGCGACAUGUUUACGUGAAACACCACCGAGUGGGUGAAACUCUUCCACCUAGCCAGUAUACAAUUUUGGAUGACGUUAUUUACAUAAUCAAAAUCGAAACAAAGGACGAUAACGGGAAUUGGGUUCCUUUCAAUGCAGACGAUGUCCAGUUGGAGUUUGUGCGAAUUGAUCCAUUUAUCAGAAAGAAAAUGGAACACAAAAAUGGUGAAUACAAACUUGUUAUGAAACUACCUGAUGUGUACGGAGUUUUCAAAUUCGUAGUUGAUUAUUAUCGUGUUGGCUAUACACACCUACUAAGUGUUACACAAGUUCCUGUUCGUCCAUUUACUCAUACACAAUAUGAACGAUUCCUCGUGGCUGCUUAUCCUUAUUAUGGUAGUGCUAUAUCAAUGAUGAUUGGUCUAAUAUUAUUUAGUUUUGUAUUUUUGUAUUUAAAAGAUGAUAAAGAAAAAGGUGAAUAA